AGAAUAAUAUUGUGAUUUUACUUCACUCAUGCCGCGUGCCAUCUCUUUAAGCUCGCGCGUGAGGAAUCUUGUGCCGUGUCAAGCGCGCGCGGCGUCUCGCGCAGCAGAAUUAAACGAGAUCAUUUUUUAAAACACAGAUACAUGUUCCGUUUUCAGUCUUUUGACGAUGACUGCACCCUGGAGGAGGAGGAAGGGUUGGUAGAGGAAGAAGAUGAAAUUGACCAGUUCAAUGAUGACACUUUCGGAGCAGGGGCAAUCGAUGAUGAUUGGCAGGAGGAGCACGCCCGCCUGGCAGAGCUUGACGAGCUCGUUCGAGAUGUGCCGCCGGGAGCGACCGAUGCCUCCUCCGGUGACCUCCCUCCUGCUGGCAGCAAUGCCAACCCUUCGGCUCUCCCGCCACCUUCCUCUUCCUCCCGGCUUUACCCUGACAUAGAUGAGCGGGCUGGCGGUGACCUGGCGGAGUCAUUGACUCGUCUCAUCUUGGGCUCGGAUCCUGCUAUUGCUGGAGUGGGCACUGCCAGCUCGGACAGAUCUCACUUUCCUCCGAAGCUGUCCGGUCAGGCUCCUCAUCCCUCGGCAUUAGCUGGACAGUCUCUGAUGAGGAGCUACCAACAUCACCAGCAUCUCCUGCACAGAGGGCCGGCUCCUCUUUCACAGAUAAACUCUCACAGUAUUUGGGAGAACAGUAUGGGCUUCGGUCCUGUUAACUCUGGACUAGUCAAUCAAAAAGAGGACAAAACACUUAUGUCCAUUAUCAAAGAGGUCGGGCUUCCAAAUCGGCCUCCCACACUCAGCAGAGAAGAAGGGCGAGAUUUGUCCGAAAGGGUUCCGCCGCCUCGCUCCUCCUCACCUGUGAUUGGAAGUCCACCUGUAAGAGCUGUACCUAUUGGAACGCCUCCGAAACAGCCCAUGAGUCAAGUCCUCAACCAGCAGAAUAAUCACCCUUCAGCCGUUCACGUGAGAGCCUCUGUGCCACUGCGCUACCCUCCUCCCUUCCCUGAGCGUCUGUCCCCCAACAACCUGCUCAGCAUCGCUAACUCGCCGUUGUCUCAUCCUCCAUUCCCUGCUGGUGUUGGUCCUGUUUUGUCUCAGAUACAGAGAGCCCAACUGCUCAACUCUCAGGUUGGUCAGUUCCAGCGUGGUCCAGCUCCUCCAUUAUUACAGGGGGGUGUUGGGGGUUUCAGGCCGUUCUUUGGGCAGUCUGGUCCUAGAAUGGGUCCCCAUGGGCCUCCUCUCGGCCACGCACCCAUCAGGCACAACACCACCCACCUGCACCCACAGCACCGCAGGAUGCUCAACCAGAGGAUGCAGAACAGAGGCUCAGGUGAUCACAUGAGAGGUGUUGGAGACAGGAAAAACAGAGAUCCUUACAGCAAUCUAAUGACUCAAAGAGAGAAGGAAUGGGUAGCAAGAAUCCAAAUGAUGCAGCUUCAAAGCACCGAUCCAUAUUUGGAUGACUACUAUUACCAGAAUUAUUAUGAGAAAAUGGAGAAGCGCCAGGAGCGGGACAGAGACAACAGGAAGGAACAUACCACCAAACUCAUCACUCCUCAGGUGGCCAAACUGGAGCACACUUAUCGUCCAGUGCAGUUUGCCGGCUCAUUAGGAAAACUCACUGUCUCCAGUGUCAACAAUCCAAGGAAAAUGAUUGAUGCUGUGGUAACCACCCGCAGUGAUGAUGAGGAAAAAAGAGAGAAGCAAGUGUGGAAUAAAAGACGACAAAUCCUUUACACUGUGGAGAAGAUGUACAGUCUACUGCUAGAAGUGCAAGACUUUGAGAAGAAAUUCUUGCAAACCCCUGAGCACCAAAGAGAUGCCCUGCUAGAACAGCAUAAAACCCACACGCUGCAGCUCUACAACUCCCUCCGAGAAAAAGAGUGGGACGACCGAGUGAGCGAUGAGCAGUGCUUGAUGAUCAUGUCUGUGCGUAAGGGGAAACGCCUCAUCUCCAGACUCCUCCCCUUCCUGCCACAGCCACAGGCGGCUGCUGUUGUCAUGGGAAUAGCUAGGAACCUUCCAGCCCUGGCCAAGAAAGACAAACAAGACCAGGUUCUGUGUUGGUUGGUGGAGCCAGUCACAGCGGUUAUCCAGUCCAUGUCGAGUACCUCCCUCACCGAUCUCCUUCAGGAGCUACAGGGCAGGGAAGGACAGCUUCCCCUCGUGCUGCAAAACAAGUUUGGCGUGACGCUGCUGUAUCUGAUUCUGAGUGAAGGAGAGAGGAUGCAGAGCUCGGAUCCCAACUGUCAGCUCAUGGAUGACAACCGCUGGACUGAGUUGGUGUUCUCUGUGACCCGGGAGCUUUUGAAGGUCCCGUCCUCUGCGCUCUCGUCACCGCUGUUCACUCCUCCAAAUCUAGUGUCGCUGUUCUCUCGAUACGUGGACCGGCAGAGACUUGAGCUCUUGCAGGAGAAGCUACAGAUCACAUCUCUGUCCAGGUAGAAGUGACUUCAGACGUGGCAGUCGUUGAGAGACGGACUGUUAGUGUAUUUGUGAAUGAGCAGUUUUAUGUGUGAUUAUGUGUUGGCGGGUGAGGCCGGGUCACUUUUCCUUUCUUGUUAUAAGAGUCACAAUAGCUAAGAAUAAUGUUUAAUGGUAAUACAACUGUUGUCCAUAGGUUUGUCAAUAAAGGCGAUCAGGUAUAUGUAUUUUAGCUUUUGUUAGGGUCAGGAGCCAGGACAGGGACCUCAUUGUGUGGUGACAUUUCCCUGUGAAAUGGCUCAAUCAUGACAACAUCAGACCUUAUUUAUAACACUUAGAUUUGAGGAGAAAUUUGCUGUACAUUAAUAUCUUAAUUUUUCUUAUACACUGCAGCUUGAGGUAUGUCUGCAAAAGAGUGACUGUGCAAGUGUGUCUGUGAGUUUAAAUGAAGGUUUAAACAAAGGUAUUCUUCAUUUUUAAGUAUCUUGACUUGAUGCCUGUGUUAAAACAUGAAAUUAAAACUUUCUAUUAUACACA
Messenger RNA from Megalobrama amblycephala (Wuchang bream), 2955 nucleotides. It is a transcript of the gene patl1, whose product is annotated as PAT1 homolog 1, processing body mRNA decay factor. The record is from RefSeq and is a predicted model, not a curated record. Gene Ontology annotation, biological process: P-body assembly; deadenylation-dependent decapping of nuclear-transcribed mRNA. NCBI's taxonomy places the organism in Eukaryota, Metazoa, Chordata, Actinopteri, Cypriniformes, Xenocyprididae. Gene Ontology annotation, cellular component: P-body. Gene Ontology annotation, molecular function: RNA binding. The transcript has 18 exons. The coding region runs from base 142 to 2439 and encodes 765 amino acids.